GGGAUCCUCUAUUGCGCUACACGGUGUAGCGCUGGAGCCCGAUCCGGGGAUUCAGAGGAAUAUUCCAUCCCACAAACGCCAUGAACAGAAUACCAGUUUCCGCUUGCACGUUGUUGAACCUCACUCUUCCAACAAAGCAAUACAACUAACGACAAAAGUGUACCUUGGGGUCUUUCACCAAUCUCUCUCUCGUCCAGAGCUUUCUAAUAGGAUCUAGUUCUCUGCAAUCAAAUUCCGUGGGCAGGGUUGAUAGAGACGAGUAGGUAGAAGAAUAGGAAGAGGAGGAGGAACAAAAUUUCUUAAAUGGGUUCUGCUGGUCAUCCCGUGAAGCCCAACUCUUCACCCGAACUGGAGGAAGAUCCUCCUAACGUGUCUACUGCCCUCCUCUCAUUCAACACUGACUCUUCCUCCCGAAACCAACCUACUCAGAAACUCACCACCAUCAUCCUCUUCAUUUCCCUCCUCCUCAUUACCUGCAUCUCCCUCGCCGGCUUUGGCGCCUUCGCCUUCCUCUUCUUCUCCUCCUCAGUUCGCAGUCCCAAACUCUUAGAAACCACCGCUCGCCCCAUCACCAAGCUCGAACAUCCCGUCGUCCUCCUCGUCUCUUCUGACGGGUUCCGAUUUGGGUAUCAAUUCAAGACCCCAACACCCAACAUUGGUCGUCUGAUCGCCAAUGGCACAGAGGCCGAGACGGGUCUCAUUCCUGUCUUCCCAUCUCUUACUUUCCCCAACCAUUACUCCAUUGUCACCGGUCUCUACCCGGCUUACCAUGGUAUCGUCGAUAAUUAUUUCGUCGACCCUGUCACCGGCGACACUUUCACCAUGGCCAGUCACGAACCGAAGUGGUGGCUAGGCGAACCCUUGUGGGAAACCGUCGUAAAUCGUGGAAUGAAGGCUACUACCUAUUUCUGGCCUGGCUCCGAGGUACCCAAAGGUUCCUGGAAUUGCUCUUCAAAUAUCUGCAAAUAUUACAAUGGUUCUGUGCCCUUCGAGGAACGGGUCGAUACAGUUUUGCAAUACUUCGAUCUCCCCGGUAGUGAGAUCCCUGACUUCAUGACUUUGUAUUUCGAUGACCCGGAUCGUCAGGGUCACAAGGUUGGAGCUGACGAUCCAGCGAUCACCGAAGCAGUUGCUAGGGUUGAUAGGAUGAUCGGGAGGCUGAUUGAAGGGCUGGAAAAGAGGGGGGUUUUUGAGGAUGUGACCAUAAUUAUGCUGGGUGAUCAUGGGAUGGUUGGGACCUGUGACCAAAAGCUCAUCUAUCUGGAUGAUCUCGAUAUCCCGAAGGAUUGGGUCCAGUCCUAUACUCCUUUGCUUUCGAUUCGGCCUCCUGCAGGUAUCUCACCUUCAGAUGUUGUAGCCAAGAUUAUGAACAGUUUGAGCUCCGGGAAGGUCAAGAAUGGUAAUAAUCUCAGGGUUUUUCUUAAGGAGGAUCUGCCUGACCGGCUUCAUUAUGUGGAGAGCGAUAGAAUCUCACCCAUAAUAGGACUAGUUGCAGAAGGUUUUAAAGUGGAGCAGACUAGAUCGAAGGGGAAAGAAUGUGGAGGAGCGCAUGGAUAUGACAAUGCAUUCUUCUCCAUGAGAUCCAUCUUCAUUGGCCAUGGACCUCAGUUCGCAAGAGGUCGCAAGGUCCCAUCCUUUGAGAAUAUCCAGAUAUACAAUCUAGUCUCUUCCAUCCUUAAGAUACAGGGAGCUCCUAAUAAUGGGUCAGCAUCGUUUCCAGAAACUCUUCUUUUGUCCAGCCCCUGAUGUCCAUGUUAAUGAACAUGCUUAGAGCGAUUUCUAUUGGAACAGUCAUAGGCAAACAGAGCAACAUCAAUUUUGUCAUCGAGAUUGUCUAUCUAAAUUUUUAAGAGUCCACAGCAGCUAGACGUGAACUAUACAUGAAAGAAGAGCCCUCUUGGCAACAUGGGGAUCUUGUGUCACACGACAUGUUGUGUAGCGCAGAUCCAAGGGCUGGGAGCACCUUGGACUCCGCAUCCAGGCCUUGGGCUGCGUGUCUGAGGGCCCCCAGCCCGUGGAUCUGUGCUACACGGUGUAGCGUGAUACAGAGGAGCCCGAUCCCUCUUGGCCAGGGUUGCUUUUGCAUUGAUCAAGAUUCUCCGGUUUAUCCAUUAAACUCCUUUGGCAGUGUGUGACCACCAUUACUUGCACACAGGAAUUGAGAGUUCUGAAGGGCGGGGGAAAGGGAAAGUAUCAAGAGAGUGAAGACUGGCUAGUUGCAUGAUAGGCUCUGCUGCUCUCUGCCUGGUUUUCUGGUUCAUCAUCUGUGGCAUAAACUUUGAAUUAUGAUAACAAACUGACAUCUGCAAUUUGAUGGAUUGAGAUCGUCUGUGUUGCUACACACGUUGUAGCGCACAUCUAAUGAUCAUAAACAUCUUGGGCUGUGCUUGAACUCCUUGGGCUAUGUAUUUGAGCAUCCGUGGUCAUUGGAUAUGUGCUCCAUGCCCUGUAGCGCUAUAGAGGAACCCGAACCCAAUGUGAUGUUAUAAAGUUUUUAGAAAAUGGUAAGAAGGAUAGGCAUAGAAGUCCAACAGAUUGAGGACCAUUUGGUUGAAAUUGAAGUGAGUCCAUGAAAUAUAAAAUGCAACCAAUCCUAAGGGUAACCUAAAAUGGCCUGAUCAAAGGGUUUUAACCAAUGUUUUGAAAAACGGAAUCUGUCCAUUUUGAUUCCAAUCCAAUCCAAUCCAGAAUCGGCCUUCAUAUCCAAAACCACUGAUUCAAGGGUUUUUGGUGAGCAUUUUUUGCUGCAAAAAAUCGGUGGGAAUCAGAAAUAGCAGAACCCAGUUCCAAUCUAAAUAGACUGAUUCACCAAUCUGAUUCCCGAAUGUUGAAAAUAUGGUUCUAAAUUGGUAGAACUCUUUUGGGCUGAGUUGAUCCCAAUUAUAGCAGUUUUUACUGGAAGUGGGCAUUCUCGGAAUUGAAAUCAUUGCUAGUUGCUUGAGCUUUUAUCUCUCCACCAGUUUCUAUAAAACACUUGCUGCCCUGUUUGUUUGAUGGAGAAAAUGAGAAGUAUAUCAACCAAUCUCAUUAAA
Molecule: messenger RNA, 3032 nt
Organism: Macadamia integrifolia
Lineage: Eukaryota; Viridiplantae; Streptophyta; Magnoliopsida; Proteales; Proteaceae
Product: venom phosphodiesterase-like
Exons: 2
Coding region: 304-1746 (480 amino acids)
Cellular component (GO): vacuole
Source: RefSeq, a predicted model, not a curated record